AUGUCAGACAACGAGAUCAAAACUCCCAACAAAACCGGCGCAAGCGGUGCCGCCUGGUCUGAAGGCGAGAAAAUCGCAUACCUCAUCAUCCUCUGCGAGAACGAAGGCAAAAUCGACGCUAAGAUCAACAACGCCCCCAUCCCCGCCGGCCGCUCAACAACCUCGUGCAAGAAACUCCUUGUCCGCUUGAAGGAAAGGCACAAAGACGAUAUCGCCAGGAUCAAGAACGGCCAAGCUUUCGCUCCUGCCGCUACUACUGCUGCUACCGACGCCUCGCCCGAGAAACCCAAGGCUAAGGCUACGCAUAGGAAGCGGAAGAGUAAGGCUGAUGUCGAGGCUGGUGCUGGUAACGGCAGCGAGGAUGGAAAGGGUGAGGAGGGUGUGAUGGAGGGUUCCCCGAACAAGAAAGCUACGCCCCGGGGUCGCAAGAAAAAGGUUGAGGUUAAGGCGGAGGUUAAGGAAGAAGAGGGGCUUGUGGAGGAGGAGAUGCUGGAUGAGGAGAUGGUUUGA
Alternaria rosae is the source of this 510-nucleotide messenger RNA. RefSeq lists its product as uncharacterized. The transcript is spliced from 3 exons. Bases 1 to 510 code for a protein of 169 amino acids. NCBI's taxonomy places the organism in Eukaryota, Fungi, Ascomycota, Dothideomycetes, Pleosporales, Pleosporaceae. The record is from RefSeq and is a predicted model, not a curated record.